Messenger RNA from Penicillium diatomitis, 552 nucleotides. RefSeq lists its product as uncharacterized. The record is from RefSeq and is a predicted model, not a curated record. Lineage: Eukaryota; Fungi; Ascomycota; Eurotiomycetes; Eurotiales; Aspergillaceae. The transcript has a single exon. Bases 1 to 552 code for a protein of 183 amino acids.
AUGACGACGCCCCCCAAAGUCGACAUGCAGUCGCUGUACAUGACCUCCACGCCCUCUCACCACGCUGAACAGCCCCCGGUGCACGACACCUCUCCUCCUCGUCCCCUGCAGCCGCGGGCGGCCUUACAAACGCCUCCGGAGUACGCAGAACAACCACCACUGCACUUCAUGACGCCUCCGCAACCCGAGACGCAGCCCUUGCACUUCGCCCCUCCUCCCACCUAUCUUCACAUUCCGCAAGUGAGCUACGCUCUCCCCUUCGAAGGUCCGAUGCAGUCACUGCCAAAUGACACCACGGUGACCACGCCCGCUCAGUAUCCCGUGCAGCACCAGAACUUUCCGGGUCACCCUCACCUCCACGCCGGCCCUUCUCCCUAUCCAGGCCCGGGUUCGUUCGUUUCCUCUUCCCCCACUGGACUGCCAUCCCCCUAUUACCACCCCAUGGCAAGUCAAUAUGCGGGGGGCGGCCCUGGGGCAUACCCUCACUAUGACCUCGGAAAGGUGAUCGACACCACGGCUCCGUCGGACUGGUGGGGACAGGGGAUUUCGUGA